Molecule: messenger RNA, 679 nt
Organism: Penaeus indicus
Lineage: Eukaryota; Metazoa; Arthropoda; Malacostraca; Decapoda; Penaeidae
Product: glycoprotein-N-acetylgalactosamine 3-beta-galactosyltransferase 1-like
Exons: 3
Coding region: 24-506 (160 amino acids)
Molecular function (GO): N-acetylgalactosaminide beta-1,3-galactosyltransferase activity
Source: RefSeq, a predicted model, not a curated record
GAAUAUUGUUUACAGGAAAGUGUAUGCAGAACAUUGGAGUACGAGCAGGUGAUUCCCGAGAUAGUUUAGGACGAGGGCGAUUCUUCCCAUUUGUGCCAGAACAUCAUUUAGUUCCUGGACACAUAGGACCACAGAACUGGUACUGGGACUGGAUAUACUACCCCAACAAAGUUGGUCUAGAAUGCUGCUCAGACACUGCUGUGUCUUUCCACUAUGUGCCACCCAAUAAGAUGUAUGAACUAGAGUAUCUUUUGUAUCAUCUGAGACCAUAUGGCAUUAACCACAUGGAUCCCUUCCCACCACCGCUUCCACCUGAUGUCAACAGCAUUCCACAAAAGGUUAUUGACAAGUAUAAAGAAUCAGCUGUUGAAGCAAAACCCACUUCUGGAGGCGGCCAUGCUCCAGAAACCAAACAGAGUAAUAUCAAACAAGCAGAGCAAGGGCCAAGAGAUAGGGAAAGCCCAGAAGCAGCAAAAGAAGCAGAAAAGGUUCAAGUUGGAAUAUAGAAUGAUAAUUCUUUUGAUCUUAUUUUCUUCUUUUCCAUAGAGGAGAAAAGGUACCUGUAAGAGGCCAAAUCCAAUGAUGUUGGCAGUUACAUAUGUGCAAAUAGAACAUGACAAAGUUAUUCCUUUGACCAAACAUAGCUUUAAGUUCUAAUAGCCAUGUAGUAUUCACUAUA